This is a messenger RNA of Phanerochaete carnosa HHB-10118-sp, 1272 nucleotides long. RefSeq lists its product as uncharacterized. Bases 799 to 1032 code for a protein of 77 amino acids. The transcript has a single exon. The record is from RefSeq and is a predicted model, not a curated record. NCBI's taxonomy places the organism in Eukaryota, Fungi, Basidiomycota, Agaricomycetes, Polyporales, Phanerochaetaceae.
AUGCUCUCAGAUACUCGAAGCUCACCCGUACAGCUUCAGCUUCAGUACUUGAGCCUCAGCUCCUGGCUGUACACUUGCUCCAUUGCCUUAUAUUCGCAGCUCUCCGCCUCCGCCAUGCCUUCUGCGGCCUGCCCCUCCGAGUCCUCCGCUUGCUCACGUAGAUCUGUCUCUAGAAUUCGGUGGACAUCUAUGGAGAGGAUAUGAAGCUAGCGAAAGGCCUCGGGAGUGGUAUGCACAUCGUGGCAAGGCUGAUCUCAACGUGCAUUGCCUUGCUCUGGCUGAACGAACUGCACUCACGCAAGUGGUUACUGAAGGACCCAUCAGGCUGAGCGCAUCAUAGCGCGUACGGAUGACAUGACACACCUGCCUCUUUGAUAACUGUACAGGUGGCGACAACUCUGUCCAUCGCCUGGCACCACGCACGGAUCGCUUGGAAAAACUCCCUGGCCGCAUGCCACAUCGCACGAGGCCCAACGCGAACUGAAGCAACACAAUCUGCUGAAGCCCCUUGUCCCACUGACUAUGCACCCGCUUUGCGCGUCCGGGGUAUUGCCUAGCAGCAGACUCGCGCAGACUACCUACAAUCAGUGCAGCCCAUCAGCGGGGACAGUGAAGACGAUUGGCUCAUCGCGACACGGCGUCGGUAGCAUACACGAUCACAAUAAUGCAUCAAGCCAGAGGUGCAGAAAUGCGCCAUUCAAUGUGCUCGUUCUGUGUACAGGUAACGAUCGCAGAUGACAGAGACACCAACUGCCCUGGCCGUCCACUGCAACGUCUCGCAAGUCGUGCACCGGCCCAAUGCGCCGCGGCGGCCUUCCCUUCAUCCUCCUUCCGCCCUGGUUAUGCAGCGGCGUCCCGUGGCAAAUGAGGAAAGCGGGUACAUCCUCAACUGGCGCGCAACGUAGUUUCAUUCUUUAUGUGCAGUGCGUCCUGCUGUCAGCUGACCAGCAACCCGUCGUGUUUUGCGACGUCCAGCACGGCCAAGUGUUCACGGGCACCAAGCAGUCUGGGCCCGCUAGUCGUUUUACAUAACUCAAUACACUACAUGGACCAGGACCGCAGAUCGCACAGAAGACGAAUCUCGUGCGGUGAAGACAACGCUACGACAGAACGGGAAAACCCUAGCAUUGCAACUGACACCUGGCGAACUGCAUAACAGACCGCACAUGGCCCCAAUAAAAGCUGGUUGGUGCAAGACAGAAGCUGCGCGACAUGGGAGUGCCGCAGACCAAGGCGAGCUUUUCAGUCUGUUUCGUCGUGUUGGUGCUGAAC